AUGUCGAUUCGGGCUCCGUUGCGAAAUUUGCUGAAAACGAGCCGGACCUGGGCUGCCAGUCGUCGUAUGCACACUGUGCCUGAUAUAGGGCUCAAGCAGAGCGCUGGGCUUCCUGGCUUGCUGUCUCCUAAGGGCCUAGAUAUCGCUUGGUUUGAGUACCAGGCCUAUGUGGUGUCCAAAGUCAAUCAGCUGCUUGAAAAACACCCAGAGUAUAACAAGACUGCCGAUAUGUUCGAGCUCAUGACACAGGCACAAGCUUCCCCUGAUCCCGAGGUCAAAGAACUUGCCGUGUUUGCCAGCCAGGCUUUCAACAACGAGUUUUUCUUCCGCACCCUGCGUCCCUCUGUCAACCCGAAUGCAGUUGUCGGCCCUAGUACCAACAAGCUGAAUGUAGACAUUUCUACCGAAGUUCUUAAUCGUCCUGAACUCGCUCUGCCCGCUACUCCUGUGCCUGGGCAAUUGCCACUCGCUGAUCUCAAUGAAAUCAUCGAACAGUCUUUCGACUCUGUUGUGUCGAUGCGGGAAUUGCUCAUCAACCGUGCUGACGCCAUGUUCGGCAAUGGAUACGUGUGGCUGGUCUACCACAUGUCUGUUUUGUCGGCCGUAAACACUUACAACUGGGCCUCUCCUUAUUCUCACGAGGACAUGUUUUCUGAGCAGGGCGAUGGCUCUAUUGCCGAGUUGGAUCAGAGCCGGAUCAAGUCUUUCGCUCCUAUUUUAUGUAUUAACGCUUGGGAGCAUGUCUAUCUCCAUGACUAUGGAGUAGCUGGCAAGCGUGAGUACCUCCGCAAUUUGUUCGACUGCCUGGACUGGAAAGUUAUUAUUUCUCGUCUUCCCGCUCGAUCCUAUUGA
Messenger RNA from Wickerhamiella sorbophila, 852 nucleotides. RefSeq names its product Putative 37S ribosomal protein S26A, mitochondrial. The transcript has a single exon. Gene Ontology annotation, molecular function: metal ion binding; superoxide dismutase activity. Lineage: Eukaryota; Fungi; Ascomycota; Dipodascomycetes; Dipodascales; Trichomonascaceae. Gene Ontology annotation, biological process: superoxide metabolic process. The record is from RefSeq and is a predicted model, not a curated record. Bases 1 to 852 code for a protein of 283 amino acids.